Messenger RNA from Megalops cyprinoides (Indo-Pacific tarpon), 1032 nucleotides. Its product is annotated as trace amine-associated receptor 1-like. The transcript has a single exon. Gene Ontology annotation, cellular component: membrane. The record is from RefSeq and is a predicted model, not a curated record. Gene Ontology annotation, biological process: adenylate cyclase-activating adrenergic receptor signaling pathway. Gene Ontology annotation, molecular function: dopamine neurotransmitter receptor activity, coupled via Gi/Go; trace-amine receptor activity. NCBI's taxonomy places the organism in Eukaryota, Metazoa, Chordata, Actinopteri, Elopiformes, Megalopidae. Bases 1 to 1032 code for a protein of 343 amino acids.
AUGAACUUCAGUCAAACUGGGAAAACUGAACACUUCUGUUAUGAGUCUAUGAAUAGAUCUUGCCCAAAGUUCAUCAUUCCAACAGCAAUACGGGCUCCACUGUACGCUUUCUUUGGGGUUGCCAUUGUUUUUACUAUAUGUGGGAACUUACUUGUUAUCAUCGCCAUCGCUCACUUCAAACAGCUUCACACACCAACCAACUACCUCGUCCUCUCCCUGGCCAUGGCUGACCUCCUCUUGGGGGCAAUCUUCAUGCCCCCCAGCAUGGUGCGCUCACUUGAAUCCUGCUGGUAUUUUGGAGACUUGUUUUGUAAAUUCCACACUAGUGCAGGUGUUAUGCUUUGCACUGUAUCCAUUUUAAAUCUGUCUUUCAUCUCAAUUGAUCGAUAUUACGCUGUUUGCCAACCCCUCCACUACCACAGUAAGAUCACAAAUGGGGUUUCAGUGAUCAUGGUCCUGGUCAGUUGGAUUGUGUCUGCCUUUGUUGGUUUUGGGAUGGUAUUUCUGAACUUGAACAUUUUGGGCGUUGAGGACUUCUAUUAUAAAAAUGUUGCUUGUAUAGGAAGGUGUCUUUUGUUUCAGUCUGUGGCUUCAAGUUCAAUAUCUUCAGUUCUCUCCUUCUACAUCCCAGGGUUCAUUAUGGUUGGAAUCUAUCAGAAAAUCUUCCGCGUUGCACAGGAGCAAGCCCGUUCCAUCAACAGCAUUGCCUGUCAGAAUGUGAACUCUGAAAAAAACAAAAAAUCUUUAAGCAACUUAGAGCGGAAGGCCACAAAGACUCUUGCAGUUGUUAUGGGGGUAUUCCUGUCAUGUUGGACCCCAUUUUUUUCAUGCAAUGUCAUUCAUCCAAUAGUCAAUUAUUCCAUUCCACCUGUUUUAUUUGAUACACUUGCAUGGAUUGGCCUUUUAAAUUCAACAUUUAAUCCUAUUGUUUAUGCUUUCUUUUACAGCUGGUAUAGGAAAGCAUUUAGAAUGAUCAUUUUUGGAAAGAUAUUUCACACUGACUCCUCAAGAUCAAAAUUGUGUACUGACUGA